Messenger RNA from Phyllostomus hastatus (greater spear-nosed bat), 336 nucleotides. RefSeq names its product small cysteine and glycine repeat-containing protein 7-like. The coding region runs from base 1 to 336 and encodes 111 amino acids. The record is from RefSeq and is a predicted model, not a curated record. The transcript has a single exon. NCBI's taxonomy places the organism in Eukaryota, Metazoa, Chordata, Mammalia, Chiroptera, Phyllostomidae.
AUGGGGUGCUGUGGCUGUGGUAGACGCUGUGGUGGCGGCUGCGGUGGUGGCUGCGGUGGCGGCUGCGGUGGUGGCUGUGGCGGCUGUGGCGGCUGUGGCGGCUGUGGUGGUGGCUGUGGUGGGUGCACCACCUACCGAGUCGGGUGCUGCUCCCGCUGCUGCCCCUGCUGCUGUGGCUGCUGUGGGGGCUGCUGCAGCGUCCCUGUGGUCUGCUGCUGCCGCCGUUCCUGUGGCUGCGGCUCCUGUGGCUGUGGCUCCUGUGGCUGUGGCUCAUGUGGCUGCAGGAAGGGCUGCUGCCAGCAGAAGUGCUGCUGCCAGAGGCAGUGCUGCUGCUAG